AACAGCAAUGACAAAACAACAAAGAAAAACUAAAGAAGGCGGCAGAUGGCUUUCAAUUGGAGAAUUCUGAUAUGACGACAUGUUAUGGAUUUCUUUGAGUUGCAGUUGGAACAUGGGUUUCUCAAUUAGCUAUUUUACUAUUUGAUUUCUGUGCCUGAGCGUAUGGUUAACAUAUCCAUUUGUGGCUUACAUGUCAUUGUGGCAUACAUGUCAAAUGUCAAAAAUUUAUUGUAAUUGUAGUAGAUAUCCUCCAUUGGCAGCAAUUGCUCAUAGGAGAGGAAGUAUAGCAAAUGCAUUCUGGGGAUUACUUAUAAGACAAGAAGCUUGAGGACUGGUGUGUCCUCGCGGGCUUGGAAUUACUAGGUAGAGAUUGGAUUAGCAAAGGAGUUAGAAUGAAGGAUUUAAAUCUUUGUCAUAGUUAGUGCGGAGGUAUAGAAAAUGCAUUCUGGGGUUUGUGGAUGUGAAAUAUUGAAGUUAAAGAAACUGAAAGUGGUAAGCUGUAAAACACAAAAGAAGGAAAACGGUUCAGAUGAUGCUUCUACUGGUGUGAAAUCAGUUCCCACUACAGUAGUGGCUUGUAGCAAUGGUGACGCCUUCCCAUGCUUUCACAUGAUGGAUGCUGUGGCAGGCUGCGGAUGCUAUUUUCCGCGGUGUUUGUAAUUAUUGAAAGGUUGUGGACUGGAUAAUUCUUUGCUAGGAUGGGUGGAAGUUAAUGGCUUGGAGAGCGAUAUAGAAGAACAACACUGAUCCUCUAUUUGGGAAUAUGCUGAGGACCUAUGCGAAUUUAUUGGCAAGGGAGACAUUGAUACUGAACUUCUGAAGGAGACUAUGAAUGUGAUGAAAGGCAAAGGCAAUUAAAAUUGGUGUUUGCAGAAAAAUUGAUUGAUGGAAACCUUAAGGAAGAUGGUGCAUCUUCUGGUUGUAUGUGACAGCCUUGUGGCAAUGUUUUUCAGACUCAUUACUGGAAGUUCCUGGCUCAAUGGUUUGUCGAUGCUUUUCAGGAAAAUUUCGAUUGUCAUGGACUGGGAUUUGUUUCAUUUAAAAAAUUGAGUAUAAUCAAUGUGGAGAAUGUUUGGCCCAUCAAUAUAAUUGGAAGGGAAUUUCACUCCAUAGCCAGUAUUGGCACUAUGAUCAUAGUAAUUGAGAAGUAUUGAUGUUACAAGUGGUGUCACUGGGGCGAGGAAACUCUAUGUAGAUCUUAUGGUUAGGCGAGGUUGGUUUUGUAAGCCAUGACAAUCAGGUAUUUCGGACGGCUUUGAGCAAUAGAUUAGCAAAAGUGCAAGGUUUUUUGUUUCGUGCUGCUUUUCUUCGGCGCGUUCCACUAUUCUUCCGGCUGAUUUCAGAAAAUAUCCUAUUAUGCUUUCUUCUUUCCAUGAUACACUCUACUUCAAAGUACAUAACGGGGACACUCAGUCUGCAGUUUAGGAAGAUAUUGACAAAAUUGAUCCAUACCCAUUACUUUGAGAAUAUGGCAUACUACAAAAUAUCCCAUGUUGAUGGGCGGAUAUCUAAUCCAGAGCAACGGAUCGCAAGUGAUGUGCCAAGGUUCUGUUCAGAAUUGAGCGAUCUUGUGCAGGACGACCUGACAGCUGUAGCAGAUGGCCUGCUUUAUACCUGGCGCCUUUGUUCUUAUGCUAGCCCAAAAUACGUUUUUUGGAUUUUGGCAUAUGUAAUGGGGGCAGGGGUCAUGAUCAGAAAUUUCUCUCCUCCUUUUGGGAAACUAAUGUCCAAAGAGCAACAACUGGAAGGAGAAUAUCGGCAGGUCCAUUCUCGGUUGAGGACCCAUGCAGAAAGUAUAGCAUUUUAUGGCGGAGAAAAGAGAGAAGCAUCUCAUAUUCAGCAGAAGUUUAAAAAUCUGGUGAAGCACAUGAGAAUUGUCCUUCAUGACCAUUGGUGGUUCGGAAUGAUCCAAGACUUCUUGUUGAAAUAUCUUGGCGCUACAGUUGCUGUUAUCUUGAUUAUAGAACCUUUCUUUGCUGGUGACCUUAGACCCGACACUUCAACUCUGGGACGUGCUGAAAUGUUGAGCAAUUUGAGAUACCAUACUAGUGUCAUCAUAUCCUUGUUUCAAUCUCUCGGUACACUGUCUAUAAGUUCGAGACGGCUCAAUCGUCUGAGUGGUUAUGCAGACCGCAUUCAUGAAUUAAUGGUCAUAUCAAGAGAGCUAAGUGCUGCUACUGAAAAAUAUUCUUCCCGAGGAAAUGGAAACCAAAGUUGCUUCAGUGAAGCUAAUUUCAUAGAAUUUUCUGGUGUCAAGGUUGUCACCCCGACUGGCAAUGUUUUGGUGAAGGAUUUAACUCUAAGGGUUGAAUCAGGGUCAAAUCUUCUGAUUACAGGACCAAAUGGCAGUGGGAAGAGUUCGCUUUUUCGAGUUCUAGGAGGCCUGUGGCCACUUGUAUCUGGCCGUAUUGCAAAACCAGGAGUUGGUUCUGACCUGAAUAAGGAGAUAUUCUACGUGCCGCAACGACCGUACACCGCUGUUGGCACUCUUCGUGACCAGCUGAUUUAUCCUCUUACAGCAGAUCAAGAAGUUGAGCCACUCACACACAGUGGAAUGGUGGAGCUGAUGAAAAAUGUUGAUCUGGAAUAUUUGUUGGACCGUUAUCCACCAGAGGAAGAGAUAAAUUGGGGUGAUGAAUUAUCUUUGGGGGAGCAGCAGAGAUUAGGGAUGGCUAGGUUAUUCUACCACAAGCCUAAGUUUGCAAUUCUUGAUGAGUGCACAAGUGCUGUGACAACAGAUAUGGAGGAACGGUUUUGUGCUAAAGUUCUUGCUAUGGGAACGUCAUGUAUAACCAUAUCGCAUAGGCCUGCACUGGUCGCAUUUCAUGACGUGGUUUUGUCCCUUAAUGGUGAAGGAGGCUGGAGUGUGCACUACAAGAGGGAGGAUUCUCCUGUCCUCACUGAAGCUGGAAGCAAUGGGAUUAAGUCUUCCGAGACAGAACGCCAGAAUGACGCAAUGGCUGUCCAGCGAGCAUUUGCAACCAACACAAAGGACGCUGCAUUUUCAAAUACAAAGGAACAGUCAUAUAUAUCAGAAGUGAUUGCAAGAUCUCCUUCUACAGACAAUCGCAGUUCAAUGCCUCUUGUCCCACAACUUAAGAGCACACCGAGGAUAUUGCCAUUGAGAGUAGCUGCCUUAUUCAAAGUAUUGGUACCAACAGUGUUUGAUAAACAAGGUGCACAACUUCUUGCUGUUGCUGUUCUUGUAUUAUCAAGAACAUGGAUAUCAGAUCGUAUUGCCUCAUUGAAUGGAACCACUGUGAAGUAUGUCUUAGAGCAGGACAAGGCAUCUUUCAUUCGGCUUAUUGGUGUUAGUGUCCUGCAAAGUGCUGCAUCUUCCUUCAUUGCACCUUCUUUGAGGCAUUUGACACAAAGGCUAGCCCUUGGGUGGAGGAUACGCCUGACUCAACAUUUACUGAAGAAUUAUCUUAGAAACAAUGCGUUCUAUAAGGUCUUCCACAUGUCGAGCAGAAAUAUAGAUGCUGACCAGAGGAUAACUACCGAUCUUGAAAAGUUAACUAUUGAUUUAUCAGGAUUGGUUACCGGAAUGGUAAAGCCAUCUGUUGACAUUCUCUGGUUCACCUGGCGAAUGAAGCUUUUGACGGGUCAGAGAGGUGUUGCCAUAUUGUAUGCUUACAUGUUGCUAGGUUUGGGUUUCUUAAGGACUGUGACUCCUGACUUUGGCGACCUGACUAGUCAACAACAACAAUUAGAAGGAACCUUUAGGUUCAUGCAUGAAAGGCUGCGCACACAUGCUGAAUCUGUAGCUUUCUUUGGUGGUGGUGCCCGAGAAAAAGCCAUGGUUGAGUCGAGAUUUCAUGAGCUUCUACAUCACUCUGAAUUGCUUUUGAAGAAAAAAUGGCUAUUUGGCAUCCUGGAUGAUUUUAUCACCAAGCAACUACCCCAUAAUGUUACAUGGGGCCUGAGCUUGUUGUAUGCUAUAGAACACAAGGGAGACAGGGCCUUGAUUUCUACUCAAGGUGAGCUGGCGCAUGCUUUGCGGUUCUUAGCAUCUGUAGUUUCUCAGAGCUUUUUAGCAUUUGGCGAUAUUCUCGAGUUGCACAGAAAAUUCCUUGAGCUCUCUGGUGGUAUUAAUCGGAUUUUUGAGCUUGAAGAGCUUCUAGAUGCUGCUGCUCAGUCUGGGGUAUCUGCAUCUGAUGCCAUAUUGCCAUCAAAAAGCAGCAAUCUUCAUUCUGAAGACGUCAUUUCAUUCUAUAAAGUGGACAUCAUUACCCCGGCACAGAAAUUGCUUGCCAGGAAGCUGACAUGUGAUAUUGUAUCUGGAAAGAGCUUACUUGUUACUGGUCCCAACGGUAGCGGCAAGAGUUCCGUUUUUAGAGCUCUGCGAGGUCUUUGGCCCAUUGUUAGUGGAAGACUCACAAAACCAUCCCAAUCAAUUAGUGAAGCAAGAUCAGGUUGUGGGAUUUUCUAUGUUCCCCAACGGCCUUAUACAUGCUUAGGAACUCUGAGGGAUCAAAUUAUAUAUCCACUUUCACGUGAGGAAGCAGAGAUCAGACUAUCACAGUUUCAUGGAAGUGAUCAGAGAUCAGAUGACUCAACCCACCUAGACAUGCAUCUGAAAACUAUUCUUGAGAACGUCAGAUUAAAUUACCUUCUGGAGAGGGAGGGAGGUAGUUGGGAUGCUAAUAAUAAUUGGGAAGAUGUCCUUUCUCUAGGAGAACAACAGAGAUUGGGCAUGGCUCGUUUAUUCUUCCAGAAGCCCCUGUUUGGCAUUCUCGACGAGUGCACUAAUGCCACGAGUGUUGAUGUCGAGGAACACUUGUACAGGCUUGCGGCUGAUAUGGGAAUAACUGUUGUCACUUCCUCACAGCGUCCUGCUCUUAUUCCUUUCCACACGUUGGAAUUGCGGCUUAUCGACGGUGAGGGUAACUGGGAACUGCGUCUAAUCAAGCAAUGAUUCUCAUUAAGGUGACAUGUGCCGUUCGAAGAGGUAUAUCCCUGCGUCCUUCAAAAAUAUUUAGAACCACAGCCAUCUUCGGAGGAUUGCAUAGUUUUGAUGCAUACUUAAAGCUGCGUUAGCUCAUUUUUACCUAUCAGGCUGGAUGUGAAAGUAAGCUAGUAGCCUUUGUCUUGAAUGGAUGGAUAUGGAUGAAGAUGGCAUACAUAACCCAAAUAAAACUCAGUCAAGAACUUACUAUGUACAGUAUUUCUUUUUUCCUUCUGCAUCAUUAUCAUAGUCAUAGUUUAUGUAGUUUAGUCCUGUUGAUUCAAGACCAAUUUUCUGAUUGAUUCUGUAAGAUGAACCCCUGAUUAUAUUAAAUUAGCCCCACUAAAUAAGCCAGCGGGGAAAGAAUAUCUU
This is a messenger RNA of Rhodamnia argentea, 5320 nucleotides long. Its product is annotated as ABC transporter D family member 1. Gene Ontology annotation, cellular component: peroxisomal membrane. The record is from RefSeq and is a predicted model, not a curated record. Gene Ontology annotation, biological process: long-chain fatty acid import into peroxisome; very long-chain fatty acid catabolic process; fatty acid beta-oxidation. The coding region runs from base 1373 to 4918 and encodes 1181 amino acids. NCBI's taxonomy places the organism in Eukaryota, Viridiplantae, Streptophyta, Magnoliopsida, Myrtales, Myrtaceae. The transcript has 24 exons. Gene Ontology annotation, molecular function: ATP binding; long-chain fatty acid transmembrane transporter activity; ATP hydrolysis activity.